AUGGCCAAAACAAAGAAUUCUGUAGCAAGUCAGCCACAAAACUCGACAUCUCUUACCACGUUCACUUUAUUUCCGAAGCUUUUCCCGGAACUUCGAUCAAAGAUCUGGGAGCUGGCGAUCUUCAACGACCCCAGAAAUAUCAUUAUUGGGAAAUAUCGGCCAUGGAAGGAACGAGAAGGCUACCCAAGAUGGAGCGAAGACUUCGGAUAUAAGUGCACAAGCACUGUACCGGCGGUCCUUCGUGCUUGCACGGAAGCUCGCACUCAAGGAUUGGAGUAUUACAAGCUGUUGGAGUGGGUUCCGGAAACUUCGAAGGGAAAAGCGCGAUUGGUUACAGUACCUGAGCAUCCGGCCAGAACGUACAUAAACUGGAAAGUUGACAGGAUCGUCAUAGACCACGUCGAGGAUUUUUGGACCAAUAGUUUGUGUGUCUCUGAUUAUAAGGUUGGAAAGGUACAUAACUUCAGGAAACUUCAUGAUGAUGACCGGAGUGCUGCGUACGAUCUUGCCCAGAAAUUCAUCGAGAAUGGCGUGAAGUUUUUGGCGGUCGAUACGGGAAAUGAUUCGGAUAGAAUUAAAUUCUUUUUCGAGCGCGUCUAUCCCUGGGGAUGUCCGGUAGAAGAACUCAUCUUCUUCAGUUCUGGACAGACGAAGUUCACCUCUAGAUUUCUCCGAACCUGGGGGCUAGACAGAUAUUGCCGUGGAGUACUUUUCGUCAAUCAAAAUCCCCUCACCCUCUUCUCCAUCGCGCAGAAAGAAAAAAGACCUCUCUAUACCUGUGCACCUAUGGUGCGCUAUAGUAAACUUGCUUUUCGAGAAACAGUCGCGCAGUAUGGAGUUGAUCUUUGUUGGACCCCGAUGAUUUUGGCAAAAGAAUUUAAUCGCAGUGUUUUUGCACGUGAUUCGGAUUUCACAACCUCCCCCACCUCUGGCCCAACCAUCGCCCAAUUCGGCGUCUGUUCCCCUCUCGAAAUCUCCCGCUCCACCACCCUCCUCGCCCCUACGUAA
Botrytis fragariae is the source of this 1008-nucleotide messenger RNA. RefSeq names its product putative dihydrouridine synthase protein. The record is from RefSeq and is a predicted model, not a curated record. Bases 1 to 1008 code for a protein of 335 amino acids. Gene Ontology annotation, molecular function: tRNA dihydrouridine synthase activity. The transcript is spliced from 5 exons. Lineage: Eukaryota; Fungi; Ascomycota; Leotiomycetes; Helotiales; Sclerotiniaceae.